Scleropages formosus (Asian bonytongue) is the source of this 5501-nucleotide messenger RNA. It is a transcript of the gene mbd6, whose product is annotated as methyl-CpG binding domain protein 6. Bases 613 to 5193 code for a protein of 1526 amino acids. NCBI's taxonomy places the organism in Eukaryota, Metazoa, Chordata, Actinopteri, Osteoglossiformes, Osteoglossidae. The record is from RefSeq and is a predicted model, not a curated record. Gene Ontology annotation, cellular component: nucleus; chromocenter. The transcript is spliced from 13 exons. Gene Ontology annotation, molecular function: chromatin binding; DNA binding.
AUUUUUUUUUUUUUUGGCACGGAAUCCGAAGGAAAAAAUAGGAACUUGGAAACAGGAACGGGCGAAAACGCGCUCCAGAAAGUCAAAAUCUGAACGCAGGGCAACGCCGUGCGGUCGAAACAGGUCCGAGGCAAAGAAACAGAGCGGUCAAAGGGAGCGAUCGCCCGCGUAGCGCUCGACCGGGACCUUGGCGAAUUUAAAGUCAUUUGCGACAAUGCAGCGGGCGCAAUAAAACCCUGCGUUAUUGCCCUUUGUUUUUAGCAGGACGGGGCAGACGGAGGCACUAGGGGGAAAGCGAGGAAAGCGAAAAAACAUCAAGGCCCAUCUAAAUAACAAUCGCUCAAGUGGCAGACGGCUCGUCAAGCGCCGUUGUGCGCGGCGCAGGGAAGAAGCAGGAAACUUGGUAAACAGAGCUUGUGACGACGAGGGAUAUUAGGUAACUCCUAAGCACAAGAAAGAUCACUGAAGUUUGAACAGGGGCCGUCGGCUUGUUCCGGGUCCCACUGCGUCCUUUUCAUUCCAAAACCAUGUGUUUUGACGGGUGGAUUCCAUGGAUGACGCUGAUCAAGGCUUUAUAAAGAUGAAAAGGUGCUGGAAGCCUGAGGUGAGAAAAUGACGGGAGGCAGCGAGAGUGGUGCUGGAGACAAAGACAAUGUCCCCACGUCAGUUGCACAGGUUCCUGUUGGCUGGCAGAGGAGAGCUGAGGAUGGGACUGUGGCCUACAUCAGCCCUAGUGGUACAGUCCUGUCAUCGGUGGAGGAAGUUAAGACGUACUUGUUGACAGACGGUACCUGUAAGUGUGGGCUGGAGUGUCCGCUGGUCUUGCACAAGGUGUUUAACUUUGACCCUGGAGCACUGGCUCAGCAGCGAAGCCAGCAGCCUGGGAAGACAGAAGAGGACAUGACCAAGCUCUGUAACCACCGUCGGAAAGUGGUUGCCAUGGCCGCACUUUGCCGCAGCAUGCAGGCUUCUCAGCUGCCCCUUCCAGCCCGUGGGACAGCAGGCAGUAACUCCGGUAUUGUGGAGAGCAGGGAACCGCGAGAGGACGGAGGCCACUGCACUUACUCCCCCCGGCCUCGCCUCUCAAGCCAGACCAAGACCAGCAGUAGCCCUAGUCCCAGCCCACGUGGAGGGAGCGGAGGAAGCAGCAGCAGCUCGCCCCAACUGCCCUCCGUCCUCUUCCCUUGCAAUGGAUCGUUGCCCCUCUCUCACUCAAGCUCUAGCUCGCCGCAUUCUCCCGAACUGACUCAGCUCCCACGGAAGCUUCCCCCCACGUCCCCAGGGUGCGGACCUUUCUCUGGGUAUGGGACACCUCAGAGGUUCCCCCACCUGUCCCAAAACGUAAUACAGAACCAGAGAGCGGCGUGCACGCCGGACCCGCCGGCUUCCCCCAGCCUGAGUUUACACGUGAAUGCUUAUUCACUGGACGUCCCUCUCUCCUCCCCCUCUUCUGUGACAGUGGAAAUUGGGAGAGUCGGGCAAAGCAGCCAGCAAGGAGCCAAGCUAGGCUCCCCAUCCCCAUUUUCAAGUUGCCCCUCUCCCUCCGGGAGUUUGGACUGCUCCUCUCCCCAGCCGCGAUCCCGUCACUCGUCAGCCUCGUCCCCAUUUUCUGAACAGGGCUCUGGAAUAUCUACAGCUGCCUACCUCCCUGGGGCCAAGUUGUCCUGCCCCUCUCGCUCCCCGUUGCCGUUAAUCACACGAGGGGGUUCUCCCAAAGCCUUUCCCCCGAUCAGUCCAAAAAGCAGACUGGAGGGCAUGUUGCAGCAGUACAAGGACUCUGGGAACAGUAGUGCUCCACCAAUCAGUAACAAUCCUACCCAGGCCCGCCAUGCUUCCAACAGCCAAAGCAACUUCAGUGUUCCCACACCUCUCAUAAUGUCCUCUUUCGCCUCUGACAGGAAGAAUGCGCAGCAGACGGCAACAGCAGCCACGAACCCUGGUGUAGGUACGGGAAGCGCUGGUGCUGCCGGCUUUCUCGGACUGCCUCUGAGCCAGCUCCUGACUCAACAAAAGAACCAGCAGCAUUCUGCCUCAUUCCCAGCCAGCAGCCUCCUCUCGGCACAGGCACAGCUGGCCAGCCAGAGAAGCCAGAUCCAGAAUCCAAGCAAUAAUGCUGGUGUCAGUACUGCAACCACCUCUGCAGGCACUGCGAAGGAGGCCCAGCAGUCCAAGGUAUUCAUCAGCACUUUGCACAAUAGCAUUCGCCCUACCACACGGCCUUCACCCGCAGCUCCCCUCCUCCUCCCGCACUCCGCCAUGUCACGGGCUCCACGUGCCCUUUCUAUUGCUCUUCUGGACAAGGCAUCACGCCGGAAGCGUCAGCGCAGGUCGCCUACGGUACUUAGCAUGCUGAAGGAGUCUCAGCUGAGGAGCCUGAGGACGCCUGGAGAACUUACAGCUCUCAGCGCCUCAUACCCCCCUGCUUCUGCUUCUACCUCAGCUUUGCACCCUCACCUGGAGAACCACUUGCCUCUGGCUGUAAGCCAGCCUUCUGUUUCCUCCGAAAUCCCCAAGCACUCUGACUCGCAGGACCACAAGAAGCUCGCAGUUCCAGCCGUUGGACCUCCACAGCCCCCAGCCCAGCCCCUCUCUGCCCUCCUGCACUUGCUUAGCGUUCAGAGCACCCAAGCUGCAGCCACCCAGGCUUCUCCAAACCCAUCACUGACUGCACUCAGUAUCCAGCAGGACCACAUGCUUUCUGCUUCUCCUGGUUCCUCUGCUCUUCAGCAAGCACAGUACCACCCACAGACCUCUCACCAGCAACCCCAAAGCCUUGCGUGCUCCAUGGAGCAGCCCAGCCAGUCAUGUUCACCACAAACCUUCACUCAAGAUGGUGUGUCUGAGGAAUCUGACUGCAGCUCUUCCACCCUCAAAUGCAGCCAGAGCCCUAAUGUCAGCCUCAGCCAGGCCCACAGCACCACCACACCUCUAUCUCAAGAUGUCAGCAGCCAAAUUCUUGGUAUGCUGGGUCAGCUGUCAUCUUCAGUUCUUCCAUCUGUUUCCUUGGUGGAGAAGAACUCGGGGCUAAAAACAGAAGAAAUUGGACCUGAGGAAACCAACAGCACAUCUCAGCAGAGCCAUGAUAGCAGCACAGCAGCUUCUCUCGUGCCAGCGGACCCUCAGGAAUCCCCAGAAACAAGGCUGCCAGAAACUUGUAGCCCUGGGUCUGUCCCUGGCCCUGGAUCUGUCCCUGGACCUGUCCCCACUCCUCCUAGUGCACCAGGGGACCCCUCCAGCCCGCUGCAGCUGGGGGAAUCCUUCCCCUUCAUGAAUCAGGAUCAGCUGCUGCAACUGCUGUCUGCAAGCUCUGGCUUGCCCUCCCUACUGGGCCCCCCAUUCUUGGGUUCCCCACCUCUUGGGCUGUGGAUGGGUGGCCAGCAAGCACAGACUUCACUGCAACAGAAUCAGCAGCAGCAGCAACAGAGUGGCCUGUUAAACCAGGCAUCCCAGUUAAACCUUUUGCCUUCCUUAGUGGGAGCUCAGGGAGACUUGCCACUUAAUCUAUUGAGUCUUUUAAACCCGCCUCCCCCUCCUCAGACUGCGCCACCUGCUGCAAACCAAGUGGGAGAUGUGGGCGAAAAGCCCGGCCUCCAGGCGUUGCUGGUAGCCUCCUUGCUGCUCAGCCAGCAGCAGACUGCAGCCAUGCUCCCCCUGGCGGGACUUGGCCAGCUCAACCUGGAUCUUCUCCUUCAGCAACAGCAACAGCAGCAGUUCCCUCCCCUCCAGGAUGGCCUUGCUCUGGAGAAGACUCCAGUGCUCUCAGACUCAGUGCUCUCAGGCCCUGGGCUCCAGGAGGCCCUGCAGGGGAUCUCUCCCCCAUUGGAGGGUGCUCUCCAGGCUUUGCAGUCACUCUUGCUCCCAACACCCCUGCCACCCCCAGCCUUCCUUUCCCUUAACCCUGCUCUGUUGGCUGCUGCCCUGGGUCCCUCCGAUCCUCUGCCAAGCCCACAGCAGCAGCCACCUCAAAACUCCCAACAAGCCCAUACUCAGGUGACCCUCUCCAGUUCUUCCUUGGGCUCUGCCUCUGUGUCGUGCUCGUCCCUGGUGCCUGCCUCCGCUCCUGAUGUAGCAGAAACUCUGUCACCCCUGUCAGGACAAGGCAAGAACAGCUCUUUGUUCCCUCAGCUAUUGCCCCCCCUGCUGGCCCCUGGGGUACUUGGUGACAUGUCAGCGAUAGGAAACAACUUGCUGGGUGGUGGACCUCUGCUUUUGCCCCCUUUGCAGGCCCCCGCGCUGGGCAUGCCCAUCCUUCAGGGUACAACAUCGGGCCUCAACCCUCUGGCCUGCCUCCUCAACAACUUGCAGCUUAACAUGGGUCCUGGCCUUGCAAUGGGAGGGGAGAAGCCAUUGAGCCUCCAGGAUACUGUUAGCCCCACGCCUCAGGAGGACAUUCCAGCCAGUCAGCUUGGCCCAGAGCCUGCACCUUCCCCAGGACAUGCAUUAGAAACAUCCCAGCAGAGGGAAGGGGCUACAGGGGCCCUGCUUGACCCCUAUAGCUCCUUUAUGGACACCAUCUACACUUCUUUCCUCCAGGUCAGCGGCAAGUGUCCUGAAGGGGUAUCUUGUCACGCUGAGGGAGGUACCCAGAGUUCACCCUCCUAUUCCGGAGACCCCUUUGCGCUGCCCACCCAGCCAAGUUCACCUCCCUCUCUCAGUCCUCGCCGAGCAUGUUCUGUACGCAAUCCUGAUCUGUCCCGUCUGGGCAUGGAGGUGGCCCAGUCCCCGGCUCGAGGCACUCCAAAACUUAGCGAAGACGAUACUUCGUCACCCCCUCCAAGUAAGCAAGGGGCUGCAGAGGGCCACAGCGACCCUCCUCUACCACCUGCUUUCCUGGAGGAAGCGAAGACCGACUGUUCCUCCAUCUGCCCCUACAGCAAUGGACUGCCCUCAGGCCCAGCGGCUGAGGCAGAGGUAGAGGGGCAACCCCCAUCACAGGGUUACCUUAACCCUAGAGAGGGAGUUAAUGGAACGGGGCAGGACAGCAUGGCUCACGAGGAUGCCGUGCAGGGAAGGGGGCCCACGGGGCGGACAUCGGGAGCGAGGAGAGGACGAAAGAGAAAGCAAACACUGCAGAGGAUGCCGGGAGGCCCUGGGGACAUGCAAAGUGGGGCCACUGAGGAACAGAGGGACACGGUGGUGCAGCCGAAACCAGAGAGGUCGGUAAAGGGGAAGAGGAGAAGGGUGUUCAGAUAGAUGUGCCCCAGGGACACCAGCACCGCAGCACCCAGCAAUACUGCAAGACUGUUAAGGCGAAAGGACGUGUGCUGUCAGCGCGUUGCGUUCUGAUUUCUGCCACCCACUCCUUCUGUACUCGUUAUUUCAACAAACCUUUACGUUACGGUCCGUAACUAAACUCGCCUUGUGUCACGUGUUGAAGGAAGGGGGAGUGUGAGCAACAGAAGUUGUGAUAGAUGGAAAGGAAUCAGAGAAAAGAUCAGAGGGAUUAGCUCCACCCCAACCAGCUCUUCAUUUGAAGUGUGUGCGUGUUUUUUUUUUUUUUU